This is a messenger RNA of Hyphopichia burtonii NRRL Y-1933, 654 nucleotides long. RefSeq lists its product as uncharacterized. The record is from RefSeq and is a predicted model, not a curated record. Gene Ontology annotation, biological process: late endosome to vacuole transport via multivesicular body sorting pathway. Lineage: Eukaryota; Fungi; Ascomycota; Pichiomycetes; Serinales; Debaryomycetaceae. Gene Ontology annotation, cellular component: endosome; Vps55/Vps68 complex. The coding region runs from base 71 to 529 and encodes 152 amino acids. The transcript has a single exon.
ACUUGAUUAGCAGAACUAGUGUUCACAGCUGAACAAUUGAAUACAAUUGGAAUAAACAGAUACAGAGAAAAUGAACUCAACGACGUCCUUCAAGGGCAACCCGCUCAAUAAGAUCAUUGGGCUUUCGAUAGUGUUAUCCAUGGGAUUUUUAUUGGUGGUGUUGGCCGGUAUCUAUGGGAACUGGUUUCCUAUAAUAAAUGGGAUUAUAUUUGCAAUUGCCCAUUUGCCUGCGGCCAUAACCAAAGCAGUGUCCAGCUCGCUGGACUACGAUUUCAAUUUUGAUCCUGCCUCGUCCUCUCAAGGUGACGUUAUCAAGGAGAUUGGUCAGUUUUUACUGGCAUUUCUUCUAGUAUCGGGUUUUUACUUACCCAUAUUGCUACACCACUCACUUAUAUUAACCAAGACAGCAAUGGUAUUGACCAUCAUUGGCGGUUCUUUGAUCUACGGUACGGUGUAUACCUUCAGCCUGUAUUUCGACGAGUCGGAGGAUUCUAAUGAAGUUGAUGAUCUUGGAGGAGGAGUUAUCUAAUCUACAUAUUUCUUUUCUUGCAUUCACUCUGAGAGCUAGUAUCUCAAGCCCAUCCACUUACUUAUCUUAGCCAUUAAUAUAGAUUAAGUAGUAUGUACCAAUAGAUAUAACAAUUUUGCCCUUGC